Molecule: messenger RNA, 1691 nt
Organism: Astrephomene gubernaculifera
Lineage: Eukaryota; Viridiplantae; Chlorophyta; Chlorophyceae; Chlamydomonadales; Astrephomenaceae
Source: the annotation of a GenBank genome assembly
CUCGGCGGCUGUGAACACUGGGUUGCAAAUAAAACGUGGCAACGCCGUCGAGUUCUUUAAGCAGUUGAUUACGAGCGCUAGCCUCUAAGGAUUGUUCAUCUUCAUAACACAACGCUUUAGGUUACAGGUGCUCCCUACGGGAAGUCAGCGGAAAUGAACGGAAACGGCACAGUGUCCAUUGGGGAACCUGCACGGCCUAAGCGGAAGUAUGCCCGGAAGGCACCAAUUAAAAAGCAGCUUCAGGAGCAAGCUGCUGCUGCGGCUGCACAGGCCGCAGUCGCACACGAGGAUGGAGUUGCUUCGCAGGCGGCCGAGCCCGGCACGCAAUCGUCCAACCCGCUGGACGUAGUACUAACGCGGGCCGACGCGGCUGUAAUGUUCAAGGGGCUAGCCGACUUUAUUGCCAGCAACGCUCUUGGAAUCGGUCGUGGCGCCGAGGUUGUUAGUAAGCUGCUCCUGCAUCCGGAGCAAGCCUCAGCGCGGGGCUUGCCCAGUAACGGGGCAAAGCAGAUUGCUGCGUAUACUGAGACACAGAAGACAACAAAAAAGAAAGCUGACAAGAAGGAGAAGCAGCCCCGGGCUCCCACCGUCUACAACAUUUACCAAUAUUUCUGCAUGAAAGUGCUGCCCACUCUUGACCACCUGCCUAUCGUUCGGAAGCAUCGCGCGGAGGGGACCCGCUUUGACUUCAGGUUUUCCGGGAAGUUCUGGCAGCAAAUUAGCAAGGAGGACAAGGACCUGCUGACCCAGCGGCUGCAGCCCCUGCUGGAGGAUGCGGCUCGCGAGGGGCAGGGGGGCAUCGACGCCAUCAUGGAGCGGGUGCGCGAGAUGGAGCAGCGCAGCCCGCAGGACUCCCUGGUCAGCUUGCUGAAGCUGGACCGGGAGGUGCCGGGUGAGGCGGUCCUGGGCGGCGCUCCGGCCGGCGCUGCUGCUGCUCCUGCUGCUGCUGCGGGUGCGCUGGAGGGCCCCGCCGCUGCUGCUGCUGGGGGGGCGGAUGCCAUGGACGUGGACGGGGAGGAGGAGGAGGGCAGCGGUAGCGAGGGUGGCAGCGACAGCGAUGGCAGUGAGGAGGAGGAGGAUGACACGGAGGAGGAGGGGGUGAAGCCUUCGAGCGCUGGUGAGGAGGAGGAGGAGCAGGUUGAGGAGGAGGAGGAGGAGGAGGAGGCGAACGGCAACACCACCACCGGCAGCGGCGAGCCGUCUGGAUCCGAGUCUGAAUCCGAAUCAGGAUCUGGGUCCGAGUCCGGAUCUGAAUCCGAGUACGACUCUGCGGAUGAGGGCGACGAGGCCGCCGAUGUGGCCGCUGCCGCUCCUGCUGUUGUGGAGCCGCAGCAGCCGGCAGCUGGGAGCGAGGAGGAGGAGAGUGAGAGCGGCAGCGAGGACGGUGACGGCUCGCCCUCUGGCUCCCCCUCUGGCUCGCCCUCCUCUAGUGAGCAGCGGGAGACGAGUCCGGAGGGCUCCACAGGCCAGGAGGAGGAGGCGGAGGGGAGCAGCGAGGAGGAGGCGGAGGGGAAGACCACCGGCACUGGCACCGGCAGCGGCACUGCUAGCGGCAGCGGCUCAGAAGAGGAGGAGGGCAGCGGUAGCGGUAGCGAUUCAGAGGGUGAGGACGGUAGCGAGGAGGGCUCGGAGAGCGGUUCCGAAGAGGAGGAGGAGGCAUGUGCGGUGGCAGUGGUGACGCCCGCUGCGGG